Meloidogyne enterolobii is the source of this 723-nucleotide messenger RNA. The record is from the annotation of a GenBank genome assembly. Lineage: Eukaryota; Metazoa; Nematoda; Chromadorea; Rhabditida; Meloidogynidae.
AUGCAAGGCAAUUAUUUGCUCAAAUUCACUUUAUCAAUGCAAGCUUUAAAAAAAUAUUUAAAUUUCUUUUUAAUUUUAGUUUAUCAAAAAACAAAAGAUGCGGGUCUAUUAAAUUUCCAAAAUAUUCAAGAAUUUAUAAUUGACAAUAAGAAAGUGAUAAAUAAUUUUGAAGAUGGUCGAAUAUUAAGUUAUAAUUGGUUAAAUUAUGCAGAAGCUGAGGAACCGAUACACGAUGAAACAAUUAAUUUUCAUUCCCUACUUUGUUUUAUUUAUACAAGUGGAACUACUGGAAUGCCUAAACCUGCUUGUAUUAAGCACUUUCGUUGUUAUUCAAUGGUUGUUGGUUGUGCUUAUAGUUUUGGCUUAUUACCAACAGAUAAAAUAUAUAUCUCAAUGCCUUUAUAUCACACGGCUGCUGGUAUCCUUGGUAUUGGUCAAGUGUUAUUUAGAGGGGCUAGUUGUGCUAUUAGACAACGAUUCUCUGCUAGUAAUUUUUGGAAAGAUUGUGUAGAUUAUAAUUGCACUUCAAGUCAAUAUAUUGGUGAGAUUUGUCGGUAUUUAUUAGCUCAACCUAUUGGUGAAUAUGAGAAAAAACAUAAAGUUCGUAUAAUGUUUGGGAAUGGAUUGAGAGCAGAAAUAUGGAAAGAAUUUGUGGAAAGAUUUAAUGUUAAAAUUGGUGAAUUGUAUGGAUCUACUGAAGGAACUUCUAAUUUAGGUAAAUAA